AUGGAGAGCCGCCCCAUCCCCGCCUUCUACUGCUGCUACCUGCUGCGCUCCCGCAACCGCAAGGCCUUGUACAUUGGCAGCACCCCCAACCCCGCCCGCCGGCUGGGCCAGCACAAUGGCUCCACCAGGGGCGGCGCAAAGCGUACCUCGAUGCAAGCAAAGCGCCCGUGGGAGAUGACGUGCAUUGUCACCGGCUUCCCCUCCAGCUCGGCCGCCCUGCAGUUUGAAUGGGCCUGGCAGAAUACCCACGCCACGCGCCACAUUGACCGCGAGACAAGGCGCGGCGACCUGUCCAAGCCCAAGACGAAUGCAUCGCCCUCCAGGGCCAAGCGCAAUGCGAGACCGCCCAGGUCGCUCCACGCACGCUUGAAGAACCUGCACCAUCUGUUGGGCGCCGCCAGCUUUACCAGGUGGCCCCUGCACAUCCGAUUCUUUGCCUCAGACGUCUUUGCCCAGUGGGAACAGCACAUGGCAGCCACAAAGGCACGCCUGCCGAGCACCAUCACAGUCCGACUAACCCCAGCCGAGCUCCCCAGGCUUGCCCCAGAUGUGGAAAGUGAGAUGCGCACCCAUUUCAUCCCCGACGUGAUACGAGCCAUUCCAGUGGCCUACCAGGACUGCAAGUCUCACGUCCAAAAGUCAAAGACCAUGUUUGAAGACAAUGAGAAGAAGGUCUGCGCCGUCUGCAAGAAAAGCGCGACUCCACAAAAGUCACUGCUACUAGUUUGCCCUGCCGAGGCCUGCCGCUCCGUGUCUCAUGUGACGUGUCUCUCGCAAAAGUUCCUCGCAGAAGAAGGCAACCAAACCGCCUUCAUCCCCAUCCAAGGCACGUGCCCGACCUGCCAUAGCCUCGUCCAGUGGUCUGACAUGGCCAAAGAACUCAGCCUGCGAAUGCGCGGCCAGGAAGCCAUUAACGCCAUGUUCAAGACGAAGCGGGGGAAAAAGGCAGACGGCAACAACACCACGGAAGAAAUCCAAUUUCCUGAUAUUGAUGACGUGCAUGCUGAGCAGGAUGAAGACCUCGACGAGACAUGGGCCGAGGAUGUAAACGACGAUGACGACGAUGACGACGCGUGA
Exserohilum turcica Et28A is the source of this 1077-nucleotide messenger RNA. RefSeq lists its product as uncharacterized. Gene Ontology annotation, molecular function: 5'-flap endonuclease activity; crossover junction DNA endonuclease activity. Gene Ontology annotation, biological process: double-strand break repair via homologous recombination. Gene Ontology annotation, cellular component: Slx1-Slx4 complex. The transcript has a single exon. Lineage: Eukaryota; Fungi; Ascomycota; Dothideomycetes; Pleosporales; Pleosporaceae. The coding region runs from base 1 to 1077 and encodes 358 amino acids. The record is from RefSeq and is a predicted model, not a curated record.